GCUCGGGGCUGAACCUCCUCAUCAACAAUGCUGGAAUUGCAAAGAUAAACUCACUUGAUAUGGAGACACUGGAGAGCAUGACUGAGAUUUACACCACCAACACGAUUGGGCCCCUGCUGCUGAGCCAGGUCAGACUUUCACCCAAGCAUUCCCAGGGGAGCCCGGGCUCAGCGCUGAGCUGCAGCAAGGCCGCCAUCGUCAACAUCUCCAGCUCAGCAGGGUCCAUCCAGGAACUCUAUAUGUGGGGUCCCACACAUGUUGUCUCGUACCGCUGCAGCAAGGCUGCCCUGAACAUGCUGAGCAGGUGCCAGUCCCUGGGGUACCGGGAGCACGGCAUCCUCUGCGUGGCUCUGCACCCCGGCUGGGUACAGACCGACAUGGGCAGCGCAGCCGGAUACCAGCCCCCCUUGACGGUGGACGAGAGCGUGCGAGGGAUGCUGAAGGUGCUCUCCUCCCUCUCCGAGAAGGACACUGGCACCUUCCUGGACUGGGAAGGGAAGGUGGUGCCCUGGUGA
Messenger RNA from Chaetura pelagica (chimney swift), 515 nucleotides. Its product is annotated as probable L-xylulose reductase. Lineage: Eukaryota; Metazoa; Chordata; Aves; Apodiformes; Apodidae. The transcript has 4 exons. The annotation marks the transcript as partial. The record is from RefSeq and is a predicted model, not a curated record.